GGGAGCCCACCCGCCGCUCUCUGUGGGGAGGGGGCACCCAGACGGGGUCUGACUUUAGGGGUCCUCCCAUGGCAUCACAGGAGAGGGUGGAGGCAGUGACCAAAGGAACAGUGUUCUGGCGCUGCCCCAAGCCGGUCACUUACACCCCGGGGACCUGCGAGCUGCUCAGAGUAAUGAUGAAGGAAUCCAAGUUGACUAACUUCCAGCAGCGUCACAUCAUGGACACCAUGAAAAGAGGAGACACUUUGCCCCUACAGUGCAGCCCAACAUCCAGCCAGAGGGUCUCACCUUCCAAGCAGCCAGCCUCACCCAUCUACCUACCUCCUAUCCUGGCGGCUCGGUCCCACCUCCGGCCUGCCAGCAUAUGCCAAGCCAAUGGGGCCUACAGCCGGGAGCAGUUCAAACCUCAAGCCACCAGAGAUCUGGAGAAGGAGAAAUUAAGACUCCAAAAUAUCUUUGCCACUGGGAAAGACCCUGAGGAACGGAAAAGAAAGACCCCUCCUGUGCAACAGCAGGACCCAGUCCCUGAGCUAGACCGGUUUGACGAAUUGGUGAAAGAGAUCCAGGAGAGGAAAGAGUUCCUGGCUGAUAUGGAGGCCCUGGGACAGGGCAGGCAGUACCGAGGAAUUGUCCUUACUGAAAUCUCCCAGAAACUACGAGAAAUGGAAGACAUUGACCACAAGAGGAGUGAGGAACUUAGGAAGGCUCUUGCCACCACUUAAUCUGUCUCCAGAGACAGGGGCAGGGUAGCCCAACCUCGACCACCAGAGCCCACCCCUCGUC
This is a messenger RNA of Cynocephalus volans (Philippine flying lemur), 783 nucleotides long. It is a transcript of the gene C12H22orf23, whose product is annotated as chromosome 12 C22orf23 homolog. The record is from RefSeq and is a predicted model, not a curated record. Bases 69 to 722 code for a protein of 217 amino acids. Lineage: Eukaryota; Metazoa; Chordata; Mammalia; Dermoptera; Cynocephalidae. The transcript has 7 exons.